Molecule: messenger RNA, 1107 nt
Organism: Trichoderma breve
Lineage: Eukaryota; Fungi; Ascomycota; Sordariomycetes; Hypocreales; Hypocreaceae
Product: alpha/beta hydrolase family domain-containing protein
Exons: 4
Coding region: 1-1107 (368 amino acids)
Source: RefSeq, a predicted model, not a curated record
AUGCUCUUUCAUCGGCUAAUUCCUGUUUUCGCUGCGGCCGCUCAGGCACUGCCGCAGCCACCUUCGGCCCACUGUCGGGAUAUCCAAAUCCCAAUUACUGUCUCGACGCCUCGCUUCAUUGUGACGGCAUCUCUCAAGGAUGAUUGGGAUGUAGCUGCUCUGACUCUCAACCUCACCCGUCGAGAUUCAGGACACUCGGCCGAUCCUCUUCCCAUCAACGGGAAAACAUCUGCUUCUGUGAAGAGCACUUACACCGUGGGAGCUACGUUGUGCGGCAAUGGAGGCCCCACAUUGGUGCUCACACACGGUAUUAUUGAGUCCAAGCUUUACUGGAACCCAAGUUUCCCAGGAAGUAAACAGUACAACUUCAUCGAUGCUGCCGUUGCUGCGGGCUAUUCAGUUCUUAGCUACGACCGCAUUGGCGUUGGCUCAUCGCCAAAGGUCAACUCGUUGACAGACGCGCAAUUCCAAGUUGAGGUCGCCGUGCUGGAGGGCCUCGUCAACUACGCCAAGACCAAAGCCCAUGCUACCAAAGUCGUCCUCGUCGGCCAUAGCUACGGCUCCUACAUUUCCUCUGCAGCGGCCUCAAAUGUUGCCGUCGAUGGCCUCGUCCUGACCGGCUUCAGCGGAACCUUUGACUACUUCCCUCCCUUUGUCGCCGGAGCUAGCCUUCGCGUUGCCCGAACUCAAAACCCUCUGCGCUGGGGAAAGCUCGAUUCAGGAUACCUGACUACCGCGGAUUUAUACGCCGAGACUUAUGUGUACUAUGCUGCUCCCUACUUUGAGCACAGCGUUGCCGAGUACACCUUCAAUGUUGGCAGCCAGCCCUUUGCUGUGGGCGAACUCCCGUCGCUCCUCGCCACGACUAUCCAUUACGAGAACAUCAAGGCGCCGGUUUACGUUCUCCAGGGCCAGUUUGACGUUUCCGCUUGUGGUGGAAACUGCGUUGGCGUGGUGAACAACACAAAGACCAUUUUCACAGGCAGCAAGGCGCUUGAAUACGUGGAGGAUUUGCCUGCCGGACAUAACCUCAACUUCCACAAGGUUGCUCCUCAGGCAUUCCAGAAGAUCUUUUCCUUCUUGAGCAAGCACGGAGUGAAGCCUUAA